CUUAUAAGUCAUGUGACCGGCGGGAGGAGGGUUUAAAGAUGACUGGAAGCCAUCUUGGCAGUUCGCUCUAGAGCCCUAAAAUAUCACACAGGCCUAACUCUUAACACUUCGGAAACAAUAAAUAUCGAGUGGCGAGGAGUCUCAGCUAUAUUUGGUUGAAAACUCUUCAAAUCAUCGAUUAAGAAAUUUGAGAGGAAGAGUGGAUGCAACGAAAUGAAUUAAUUGAUGACUGGCUGCUUAGCUUCUCUCUGGUUUGUGAGAUAAUUGAGAACCUGGGAUAUUUGUCAAGAGACUUUGCAGUUAAUUUGCUACUUUCAGAAUUUGUGUGUAAUUACUUGGCUGGCUUUUGCAUUGAGAUGUUUUACAAAAGACUUAUAUUAUUGAAAUUGUAAAAUAUAAUAGCUUGAAUUUUGGUUUGGACUGUGGUAAGGACAUCUUAAAUUUAACAAAAGGGUAUACAUCCCAGUCCCUUUGGUCAAAUUUUUUGGAGGAGAAACAGACAUGAGUACAGCCAGAACAGAGAACCCAGUCAUUCUGGGUUUGACAAACCAAAACGGACAAAAGAGAGGCUCUGCGAAGCCAACAGGGGGACCUGGUGGAGGUGGAGGGGGACCUCAAACACAGCCCACCUCGAUUAAAGCUUCCAGCACAGUCAACAAUGGCAGCUCCCUGCCUCUGCCCACAGCAAACACGGUCAUCAAACCUGGGGAUGACUGGAAAAAGAAUUUAAAGCUUCCCCCAAAGGAUAUGCGCAUGAAGACUUCUGAUGUAACCGCUACCAAAGGGAAUGAAUUUGAAGAUUACUGCCUGAAGCGGGAGUUGUUAAUGGGCAUCUUUGAAAUGGGCUGGGAAAAACCAUCACCUAUCCAAGAGGAGAGCAUUCCCAUUGCUUUAUCUGGGAGGGACAUUCUGGCUAGAGCUAAGAAUGGCACAGGAAAGAGUGGUGCCUACCUCAUUCCCUUACUUGAACGUAUUGAUCUGAAGAAAGACUGCAUACAAGCACUGGUCGUUGUCCCCACCAGAGAACUGGCUCUGCAGGUGAGCCAGAUCUGCAUCCAGGUCAGCAAACACAUGGGUGGGGUUAAGGUCAUGGCAACCACGGGUGGAACCAACCUGCGUGAUGACAUUAUGCGGCUCGAUGAGACGGUGCAUGUUGUUAUUGCCACUCCUGGAAGAGUGUUGGAUCUCAUCAAAAAAGGAGUAGCCAAAGUUGGUCAGGUGCAGAUGAUUGUGUUGGACGAAGCAGACAAGCUCCUGUCUCAGGACUUUGUGCAGAUGAUGGAGGAAAUUUUAAGCUUCUUGUCCAAGCAAAGGCAAAUUUUGCUGUAUUCUGCAACUUUCCCACUAAGUGUACAAAAGUUCAUGAAUUCUCAUCUGCAGAAGCCUUAUGAGAUAAACCUUAUGGAGGAGCUGACCCUGAAGGGUGUAACCCAAUAUUAUGCAUACGUGACUGAAAGGCAGAAAGUCCAUUGCCUUAAUACUCUUUUCUCUAGGCUUCAGAUUAAUCAGUCUAUAAUCUUCUGCAACUCAUCCCAACGAGUGGAACUCCUGGCCAAGAAAAUCUCCCAACUGGGUUAUUCCUGUUUCUACAUCCAUGCCAAGAUGAGACAGGAACACAGGAACCGUGUGUUCCAUGAUUUCAGAAAUGGCUUGUGCCGAAAUCUUGUCUGCACAGAUUUGUUUACAAGAGGAAUUGACAUUCAGGCUGUGAAUGUGGUGAUCAACUUUGAUUUUCCCAAACUUGGGGAGACGUAUCUUCAUCGUAUUGGCAGAUCUGGUCGUUUCGGUCACUUGGGUCUGGCUAUUAACCUGAUCACCUAUGAUGACCGCUUUAAUCUGAAGGGCAUUGAAGAGCAGCUCGGCACAGAGAUCAAGCCCAUUCCUAGCAGCAUCGAUAAGAGCCUGUAUGUUGCGGAAUAUCACAGCGAGAGCACUGAGGACAUCAAACUGUGAGCAAGAGAGAUCAAGCCCCCAGCCACUUAUCCCCACACUUUCUUUUUUUUUUUUUCUCCAAAUUUUUAUCCCAUCACUUUAUUAUAAUUUGUCUUCCUUUUUUGUGCCACCAUGAGGAAUUUCUUGGAAACAGGACAAUACUGGAGGAAAAACGUCAUGGCCCUGCUGUGGACUGCUGUCAUUUAACAUUCUGGAGAUUUCAAAGCACUUGUGAGAGAAGGGUAGAAGAGGAUGAUGGAAGUUAUACUAUUUAUUUUUAGAAAAUGUGACUACUUUCCACCUACUUGAGCAUCACCCACUGGCCCGCAGUCUCAGCUUUUUCCAUCCAUUACCGGUUUUUCAUGUAUUUGGUUAUUUGUAUGAAGUGCCUUAACAAGCAGUUGAACUUUGUUCAAAGUAAUAAUAUUUUUCCCAGAUCAUGCACUUCUCAUUGGUCACCUUGUUGUUCACCAUUUAUUUACAUUUUUACUUUGUUUUCAGAAGAAACCAUUACACAUCCCUGGUGCUUUUUGAGGAAUAGACCAAGCAGAUGUUGUGGAGGGGGAAAAGGCUGCCUCCAAUACAUAUGUAAUGUGUGCAAGAGUGGCCGAACCUCUCAGACUGGAUUUUGAUUUUGGUGAUAAAUGUGGGACUUGAUGUUUUCUCAGCAUCUUUGAUGUGCCCCUAAAUGGCUCAAGUGGCGUUUUUCAUUUGUCAUGAAACAUGUGCUUCUAGAGACUGACUCUCUCCCUUUUUCUUCAGUGCUCCAACUCAAGAGACUUGCUCAGAGACUCAAGCCAGCCGUUUCCUCCGGCUGUGAUUUCCUCUGCCUGAUAAAAACGGAAAUAUUGGAACUUAUUUUCCCCCUCCCCAUUUUUGUUUUCAUUGCUGUUCUCAUUCAUUUUGGGUGGCUGCACAUUGUUGUAGAUGUGCCAUUGAAAUCAAUUUUGGCACAAUGUAAACUUUGUAAAUACUUUCAUUUCAUUUUUAAUGGAUCUUUUAUAAAACAAGCUAAAAGGCUGGAGUGUUCAUCAUAAAACAUCAAAGAUGCAGGAAUCCAGCAGCACUGGAUGGCAUCUCCUUUUCUUUUCCUGCUCCUUUUUUGGCGAUUUCAAAUAGACAAGGCUUAAAACUUGAUGUCAGAUAUUUUUGUUAUAAAAUUGGACUUCAAAUUUAUUUAUUAUUGGAAAUUCUGCCCAAGUUCAUUUAGUGUGCCCAAAACGUCCUUGAACCAGUUAAACAUUUUUAAACUUCUUCAAAUGGUGUUAAUGGUACCUCAUCUUGAUGUUAGUAGCUUGACUAGAUCUGCUCUCCAGCCUUUGCUUGUUCCACUGACUUACAAAGCACUCGUUGGGUCCCUGUUCACGGAGACUUGCAUAUGAGAGAAAAUAUUUGCAUCAUGUAGUAAUGCUUGUUGCUGCAGUGCAGCUUUAAUAUCUAUGGGGUGGGUGGGUUAAACCUGCAAAUGGUAUGAUACUGAUACACUGAUUGUUCACUGCCAUUGGCACUGGUACAUGAUGCUUUCGUCUGGAGGGGAAAAAAGUGCUUUAAGGGGAAGAUGUCAAAACAAUUGCAACAAAGAGUCCAACAAAUCAGGAAUUGACAAAUGUAGCUCUCAAUUUAUUAUUAUUUUUUUUAAAUCCAGUUUUCUCAAACUGCAGAGCUUAAAAAAUGACCUGCACAAAAGUUGGGUCUUGUUUUUGGGACUGGGCAAAAAGACUGACUAUGGGCUUAAGUGUUCAGGGGUGGGGUGGGGUGGGGGAGUAAAAUGAAAAUGGGAGAACAUAAUUGGUGCUGAUAAUAACCAAAUGUUCUUUUUCUCUUCUGAGCGGUUUUAAUAACCCUCCUUUAACACUAAAAAAAAUAGAAUUUGUGUUUUGAUUUGGAGACUUGGUUUUGAGUUCCUAUUUGAAGUUUAAGGGAACUUGCUGGGUUGGGGUUUUCACAGGGUUGGGAAUAAGUUGUUAAGUGGUAAUUUAUAUCCCCGAUGGUCACUGACUGCAGACAGCCUCAAGUUGCAGUUGUCUGUAUGGCAUGAUCCUUGGGAAUUCCCAGUAAAUAAGCCAUCAAAAAUGAGACGUGGGUUUUGUUGUGGUUCAACCUGUCUACUAUGGUAUGUUGCAAAUGUCCGUGUGUUGUGACGGUCACUAAAAAUCCUGUUUUGGUAACCAAUGUACAAUGCAAGGUGAUUUUUGUGGCACCCUGUAGUGGCAUGGUUUGAAGCCAGACUUUUAUUCUCUCUUCUACAGUGGCCUCAUGUAUACACACAGAUGUGGAUUAUUAAAAUUGACCAUAUGCUCAUUUUUGGGGAGGGGAGAACAAAAACAAAACAAAUACACUAUCUGUGUGGCUUUAGGUGAGAGAAUGGAAGUCAUGCAAGGUUUUGGCAGCUGCCUUGCUAUUUUUACUUUUGGGUUACUGUUUGCACUGGAGAACACAGCAUAUUUCCCCCUGAGUGUUGGAAUGUGUGGUUACCUGUUUGAACUGCUGUGUUGGAGUGUGCUGUGGUCCUCAUUGUCUGAAGAUUGAGCUGGGGUACGUCUCACUAUAUCAAUUGGAAUCUUUACAGCCGUGCAUUCAAAAAUCUCCAGCUUAAUUUUCAGGUUUUUUUUUUUUUUCUCAACAAAAUCUGGGUGGGAUGGGAGGGGAAUUGCUGCCCUGAGGAAUCUUUACUUUUGUUCUGGAGAUGGGUUUCCAUGUGUACUUGACUGAGCAGAUUUUUACCAUAUGACUGUCUGGUUAAUAAAUUGUGAUUGGGAUAGUGCAAGGAAUAUUGCUGCAGUCCUUCCAUCUUGGUGACUGUAGAGACAGCAAAACAAAAGUAAAGAUGACUUUGGUUGUGUGGGUUGGGUUGGGAGGGUAGGGACAGUUCAAUUGGAAAAAUGGAACAAAAUUGUGAAGCCACAAAAUGGAGUAACAGGGGUUGGAAAUUUUUGUUGUAAAAUGCCCUGAAAUAUUUCUUUUGACUAUUUAAUGAAUUAAGACUAAUUGACAACCAAAUACUUUUUUUUUUGUUUGUUUUUUUAAUUGGCAGUUUUGCGGUGAUGCUUGUUUAUUAAAUAUGGUAAAUCUGAUUAAUUGGAAAAAUUGUUUUGAACAAAUAAAGCUCACUGAUUCAGUUUUGA
Messenger RNA from Tachysurus fulvidraco (yellow catfish), 5057 nucleotides. It is a transcript of the gene ddx6, whose product is annotated as DEAD (Asp-Glu-Ala-Asp) box helicase 6. Gene Ontology annotation, molecular function: RNA helicase activity; ATP binding; mRNA binding. Bases 502 to 1953 code for a protein of 483 amino acids. The record is from RefSeq and is a predicted model, not a curated record. Lineage: Eukaryota; Metazoa; Chordata; Actinopteri; Siluriformes; Bagridae. Gene Ontology annotation, biological process: P-body assembly; cytoplasmic stress granule assembly. The transcript is spliced from 14 exons. Gene Ontology annotation, cellular component: P-body; cytoplasmic stress granule.